Molecule: messenger RNA, 2230 nt
Organism: Tinamus guttatus (white-throated tinamou)
Lineage: Eukaryota; Metazoa; Chordata; Aves; Tinamiformes; Tinamidae
Source: RefSeq, a predicted model, not a curated record
UUUUAUUUUGUAAUAGCUCGACAGGAGGACUUAAUUUUGGAACUCUAGGAUCUUCCACUGCUACAGCAACUACAUCGGCUCCCUCAGUGGGCUUUGGAACUGGACUUUUUGGAUCAAAAUCAACUACAGGCUUUACACUGGGAGGUACCAGUACAGGAACAGCAACCACGAUUGCUACAGGAUUGACACUAGGCACUCCUGCUACCACAUCAGCAGCCACCACAGGCUUUAGUUUAGGCUUUAACAAACCUGCAGGUUCAGCUACGCCGUUUGCUUUACCUAUCACUUCUACCUCAGCAAGUGGCCUCUCGCUCUCAUCUGCUCUUACAUCAACUCCUGCAGCAGGUACUACUGGUUUUACACUAAAUUUGGGUGGUACAGCAGCUCCAACCACAACUGCCUCCACAGGCCUUUCCUUAGGAGGAGCCCUAGCUGGUCUAGGAGGUUCACUUUUCCAGAAUACCAGCACAGCAGCAACAGGGCUUGGGCAGAAUGCUUUGAGUUUGACUCUGGGGACAACUGCAGCUCCUUCAACUACUGGUAAUGAAGGUCUUGGUGGCAUUGAUUUUAGUAGCUCUUCAGACAAAAAGAAUGACAAAGCAGGAGCACGACCAGAAGAUAGUAAAGCGCUAAAGGAUGAAAAUCUACCUCCAGUAAUCUGCCAAGAUGUAGAAAAUCUACAGAAAUUUGUGAAAGAACAAAAACAAGUUCAGGAAGAAAUUAGUAGAAUGUCCUCUAAAGCAAUGCUUAAAGUACAGGAAGAUAUUAAAGCUUUGAAACAACUUCUGUCUGUAGUUGCCAGUGGUUUACAGAGAAACACUCUUAAUAUUGACAAAUUGAAAAUGGAAACUGCACAGGAGCUCAAGAAUGCAGAAAUAGCACUAAGAACGCAGAAAACUCCUCCUGGUCUUCAGCAUGAAAAUACAGCCCCAGCAGACUACUUCAGAAUCUUGGUUGAGCAAUUUGAAGUGCAGCUGCAACAGUACAGGCAACAAAUAGAAGAACUGGAAAAUCACCUUGCUACUCAAGCAAACAAUUCACAUAUAACUCCACAAGAUUUAUCUAUGGCUAUGCAGAAAAUCUAUCAAACAUUUGUAGCUUUAGCUGCCCAACUUCAAUCAAUACAUGAAAACGUAAAGAUGCUCAAAGACCAGUACCUCGGCUACAGGAAAACCUUUCUGGGAGAUGCAGUGGAUGUGUUUGAGGCAAGACGGACGGACGCCAAGAAGUGGCAGAGCGCGCCACGGGCCACGAGCGGGCCCGUCCCGUUCAGCAGCCUGCCCAACGCGGCAGCCGUCGCCAUGGCUGCCACACAUACUCAGCAGCAGCAGCCUGCUACAGGGCCACAGCCAUCUCUGGGAGUUAGUUUUGGAGCGCCAUUCGGCUCAGGUAUUGGCACUGGCUUGCAAUCAAGUGGCUUAGGUCCCUCGAGCCUUGGAGGGUUUGGAAGCAGCUCUGCCUUUGGAAGCAGUGCCACAGGCGCGUCGUCCUUUGGAUUUGGAAGUACAAGUAAACCCUCGGGAAGUCUCAGUGCAGGCUUUGGCAGCUCGACUACAUCUGGGUUUAACUUCAGCAACCCGGGCAUCACGGCGUCGGCCGGCCUCACGUUCGGGGUGUCCAACCCGGCCUCCGCCGGCUUCGGCACGGGAGGGCAACUGCUGCAGCUGAAGAAACCCCCGGCGGGAAACAAGAGAGGGAAAAGAUAGGCACCCUGCUAGGGAGAGAGGAGGGCAGCAGCUUUGUUCACCUGUAAAGUCUAUUUUUCUAGAUUUGAUGCAUUAAUUAAAUUGCAUCCUGUGAGAUUUAUAAAAAAAAAAUUUUGCUACUUUUCCGUAGUCUGAAAUGUAAUCAUAUUGAACAGCUAUUUUCCUGUGAAUAGAUACCCAUUUAUGUAUUUUUAUUUUUGGCCCUAGUUUUAGAAAUGUUCUAUACUGCAUUAUUGAAGAAUCUUGUAAAACCAUUUAUUUAACCUAAUGCUAGUAGCAGAAUAUUUUUUGUUAAUAAGCUUUAUACCAUAUGAAUAUAUGCAUAUUUGUUUUUUGUACAGAUAAAAUAUAUUCUAGUACAAAUACUAGAGUUCAUAUCUUCUGUUCUUGGAUAUGGCCUUUAAAUCUACUUCAGGGUGUUUUUGUGUAUAUGGAUGUAAAUAUAUACAGUACAGUGCACACAUCUGUGUGUGUGUAUGUAUGUGUAUAUAUAUAAUGUAUAAAAUAAAACCACGUGCAAACCU